AUGAGGCCAGUGCAGACAGUGGAGGCGGAUGCGGCGAGUGUAAGUUGGUGCGCCAGGCACCGGUUCGCCAGUCUCUGUGCGAUGGAUUCUCAAGUGAUCGGUCGGGCCGAUGCGAGAGGUGAAGCUGCGAUCGCGAACAGGACAUGUAUAGAUCAGGUCCUAAUCAUUGGUGUUGACGAUGGUGGCGUUGGUGUUCGUGCCUGUUGGUGUGCCAGGAUUGUGUGUAGUGUUGAUGGGCAUGGCAGACGCCAUAGUAGCAGGCUUUUAGGCGGUGGAGGAGGGGGAGACGGAUGAUGAUGACAGUGGUGGUUCGGGAUUGCAUCAACGUUAGUUGACGAUGUGGGAGGCGAGGGUGAGGUGAACGGAGAGACGAUGGUUGAUGUAGUCCGGGUGCCGCAGUUGGUCCAUAGGUGUCAAACAAGUCCAAUUGGCGCAUGGAAUGUCCGUUGACAUCGUGGACACGUUGGAGGCGGUUGGGCGUUGGCGGUGUGGCUUAGCACAGUUCAGAUUUGCGAGCUUUGCUUUUGCCUUUAACGGUGGCGAUGCGGAUGAGGUGGGUCCGCAUCUCCUGACACCUCCUGCAGUUGGUGGGCGGCGAAGAUCAUGUCGCUGAUUCCGCGAGGACGGCGGAAGCAGCACUGACUUUCCGGCAGGGGGCCCUGUCCCAGAUGGUUGUCCAGGCGACUGAGAAGAAAUCAAGCGAGGAUCUUACCGGCAAUAUUCAGAAGGAAGAGGCCUCGGUGUUUGUCUCAAAUUUGGUGUUUCCCUCUGCGCAAGUAGAGCUGAACGAUUAUGGUGCCUUUGAAGUCCUGAGGGACUUCUCCUUGACACCACAUCUUCUGGAAGAGCGCAGUCAGAUGAUCCAUGAGUUGGGGGCCGCCGUGCUUGUAGAUCUCAUCAGGGACCGCGUUCGAUCCAGGCGCUUCCCCGCUAGAGAGCUGCUGCACGGCCUUGAUGGUUUCGUAGAGAGAGGGCAGGAGUUCUAG
This is a messenger RNA of Spirometra erinaceieuropaei, 986 nucleotides long. Lineage: Eukaryota; Metazoa; Platyhelminthes; Cestoda; Diphyllobothriidea; Diphyllobothriidae. The record is from the annotation of a GenBank genome assembly.